Molecule: messenger RNA, 618 nt
Organism: Trichoplax adhaerens
Lineage: Eukaryota; Metazoa; Placozoa; Uniplacotomia; Trichoplacea; Trichoplacidae
Exons: 8
Coding region: 1-618 (205 amino acids)
Biological process (GO): reciprocal meiotic recombination
Cellular component (GO): nucleus
Molecular function (GO): double-stranded DNA binding
Source: RefSeq, a predicted model, not a curated record
AUGUCGAAGAGAAGAGGUUUAAGCUUCGAAGAGAAGCGGUCUAGGAUGCUGGAAUUAUUUUACGAAACGAAAAACUUCUAUCAACUAAAGGAAUUGGAAAAAAUUGCACAGAAACAGAAAGGAAUCACUUCGAUGUCAGUAAAGGACGUCUUGCAAUCUUUAGUUGAUGAUGCAAUGGUAGAACAAGAUAAGAUUGGAACUUCAAAUUAUUUUUGGUCAUUCCCAAGUAAAGCAACUAAUCAGCGCAAAAGGAAACUGGAGACUUUGAAAUCGCAAAUAAGUGAAUGCGAAAUGAAAAAGAAAAAGUUGCAACAAAGCAAAGAUGAUCACGCUAACUGCAGGAAGGAUACAGAUAAACGUAAAACGUUAUUGGAAAAAAUUGAAGAAUUAAGCUCUAGGAGGGACUCUUUAACAGUAGAGUUACGCCAAUAUCAAGGUUGUGACCCUGAACUUGUGGAAGAAGCUAAACUUUUGAAAAAAGUCUCCUUGGAAGCUGCUAAUCGAUGGACAGAUAAUAUAUUUUCUAUUAAAUCUUGGUGUCGCAACAAGUUUUGCUUCGAAGAUAAGGUGAUCGAUAAGCAAUUUGGUAUUCCUGAAGAUUUUGAUUACGUCGAGUAA